CUGCUACGUGUCGUUUCACGUUCAAAACAGAUUUUCUGUGCAGGUAACACUUUGAGAAUGACCAGUAACAUCAGCAUUAAUCCCGCUGUGUAUCCAGUACCUCGCAAAGAUGCAACGAUCGUUGAUGACUUUCACGGAACUAAGGUUGCAGACCCAUAUCGUUAUUUGGAAGAUCCUGAUGGCGAAGAGACUAAAGCUUUUGUUGAUAAACUCAAUGAAAUCUCCAAGCCAUUCUUGGAUAAUGCCGAAAGUCGACAAGUCAUGCACGAAAAAUUGUCUGAAAUGUGGAACUACGAGAAGUUCGGAUGCACAACCAAGAGAGGCAGCUUCUACUACUAUCAGCACAAUUCGGGACUUCAAAAUCAAUAUGUGUUGUACCAACAGAAAAGUUUGAAUGAAAAGGGCUCGGUUUUCUUAGACGUGAAUGAGAUUAACAAGGAGGGAACAACGUCGCUCAGAACAUCUGCUUGGACUAAAGAUGGAUCUAUCUAUGCUUACGGCCUGAGUGAAAAUGGUAGUGACUGGGUCACAGUUAAAUUCAAGAAAGCUGAUGGUACUGAUCUAGAUGAUGUCAUCACAGGAGUGAAGCAUUCUGGACUCUCAUGGACUGGGGACAAAUCUGGUGUUUUCUACUGCAAAUAUCCAGAGCAUGAUGAUAAAAUUGAAGGAACUUCCACUCUCAAACACGAAUUCCAUUCUCUUUUCUACCAUAAACUAGGAACUGAUUGUAAGGAAGACGUCCUUGUUUACGAAAGACGCGAUGAUCCUAACUUCAUGAUUGAUGGAAGUGUGACCGAUGACGGAAAAUUCUUGAUCAUUGGAGUUUCUCGUGGAUGCGAUCCAUAUAAUAUGGUUUAUUAUUAUGACUUACAAGCCGUUGAGAACAAGAUUACUGAAAAAAUCAACCCCGUUCCUCUGUUCGAUCAGUUCGAUGCUCGAUACGAUUACGUGGAUCAUGAUGACAAUACCAUUCUUUUCCAAACGAACAAAGAUGCUCCCAUGUUUAAAUUAGUCCGUGUUGAUCUUCAAAACCUUAAAAACGUUACGGAGGUUGUUGCUGAGAAAAAAGAACAUACUCUAAGCUGGGCUACUCCUCUGCCUGGAAAUCGUCUCAUGCUUUCUUAUCUGGAAGACGUGAAGAGCACUUUGUAUGUUCAUGAUUUGAAUACAGGAGAGAAGCUUUAUCAAAUCCCGUUGCCAAUAGGAAGCAUCUCUGGGUUUUACUCUAAAAAGGAAGAGAAUGAAGUGUUCUAUCAGUUCGAGUCUUUCGUUGUGCCAGGAAUAACUUAUCACAUGAAUUUUGAGAACGUCGACAAGAAUGAAAUUCCUAAAAUUGAGGUUUUGCGUAAAGUGGGCUUCCCCGGUUUGGAUGAAAGUAAAUUCAAAGUUGAACAAGUUUUUUACGAGAGCAAAGACAAAACGAAGGUUCCCAUGUACAUCGUCUCUACUAAGGAUAUGGUGAAGAAUGGAGAAAAUCCUGUGAUACUCAACGGCUAUGGAGGAUUCAAUAUCGCUGACUCUCCUUACUUCUCAGUCAGUCGGUUGCUCUUUAUUCAACACUUCGGAGGUAUCAUUGCAUGCGCUAAUCUUCGUGGAGGAAGCGAAUAUGGAGAAACCUGGCAUUUCGCUGGAAUGAGAGAAAACAAACAGAAUGUUUUUGAUGAUAUGCAACAUGCCGCAAUGUUCUUGAUUGAUAAGAAAUACACGAAUUCUUCAAAACUUGCUAUUCACGGAGGUUCCAAUGGAGGUCUUCUCAUGGGUGCAUGUUCUCAGCAACGACCAGACUUAUUUGGAGCAGUUAUUAAUAGAGUCGGUGUUCUCGAUAUGCUUCGGUUCCACAAGUUCACUAUUGGUGGCGCAUGGGUGCCUGAGUUCGGAAAUCCUGAUGAAGCUAAAGAUUUUGAAUUCAUUUACAAAUAUUCUCCCUUGCAUAAUAUCAACUUCCCCGAUGGCGGCCAAUGGCCCAGCACUCUCCUUAUGACUGCCGAUCAUGAUGACCGUGUUGUUCCUAGUCAUACACUCAAAUAUGCUGCAACACUAUUAGAGAAGGCUAAGCAACAUCCAGAACAAACUAACCCAUUAUUAGCUCGAAUCGAAGUAAAAGCUGGUCAUGGUUCUGGAAAGCCAACGGCCAAAGUUAUUGAAGAAUGUGUCGAUAUGUAUUGCUUCCUCGAGAGAGUUCUUGGCUUGAAAUGGCAACAGUGA
This is a messenger RNA of Auanema sp. JU1783, 2205 nucleotides long. The record is from the annotation of a GenBank genome assembly. NCBI's taxonomy places the organism in Eukaryota, Metazoa, Nematoda, Chromadorea, Rhabditida, Rhabditidae.